AUGAAGAGUGCAUACAGAAGCGUAAUGUUCUACAUUGGACAAAAGGAACUGGAGAUGCAGUACAAGAUGAACAGAAUUGUCGGUCAAUGUAGGCAAAAGUGUGAACUUAUGCAGGCAAAAUUUACUGAGAAACUGGAAGAAGUCCAUACCGCAUACCAGAAGAUGGCCAAAAGAUGUCAGUUGAUGGAGCAAGAGAAUGAAAACUUGAACAGAGAUAAGCAGGAGCUGCAAGAAAAAUUUGCUGAGAAAUCCAGGCAGAAGAGGAAGCUUGAUGAGAUGUAUGACCAAUUGAGGAAUGAAUAUGAGUCGCUGAAGCGUUCUGCCCUUCAACCUGCAAAUAACUAUUUAGCAAGACCUCAGCCAGACCUGUUCGCAGGCAUGCCCAACAUGAUGGAUGGUGACAACCAUCUGAGACAAGGAUCGGUUGAUCUUCCUAAAACUCCAGGGCAGAGAGAUGAGGGCUGGGGUCCACCACCAAGGCAACGUCACUCCACCUCCGGCCCCUUUGAGCUGUCUACGGGGUCUCCUGCCCAUGCCAUGGCUCCUCCGGCUGAUAUCAGGCCCAGACAGCAGACACGGCCCGUCUUUGGAGCUACAAUGAACAAUCCAUCCAGCGCCCUGCGAAACUUCAUAAUCUCGCCUGUCAAGCGUCCCCAGGUGUCCCGUAACCGCCAACACAUAUUCACGUAA
Messenger RNA from Miscanthus lutarioriparius, 690 nucleotides. The record is from the annotation of a GenBank genome assembly. NCBI's taxonomy places the organism in Eukaryota, Viridiplantae, Streptophyta, Magnoliopsida, Poales, Poaceae.